GUAUCUUCGGAGGUCCAACAAUUUCCAAGCACUUCGGUUGUGGCGGUGGCACCGUUAGAGGACGGAUUCGAAGAGGCGAAUAGAUGCCUAGAGGCAGUGGCGCUGGCGGUAGGAUUAGAAGAAGCAUUACGAGGUGCAUUGACAGUGGCGCACAGAUUGGCGCUGGCGCCUACGGAUUG
Cylicostephanus goldi is the source of this 179-nucleotide messenger RNA. The record is from the annotation of a GenBank genome assembly. Lineage: Eukaryota; Metazoa; Nematoda; Chromadorea; Rhabditida; Strongylidae.